Cucurbitaria berberidis CBS 394.84 is the source of this 1633-nucleotide messenger RNA. Its product is annotated as glycosyltransferase family 2 protein. The coding region runs from base 160 to 1410 and encodes 416 amino acids. Lineage: Eukaryota; Fungi; Ascomycota; Dothideomycetes; Pleosporales; Cucurbitariaceae. The record is from RefSeq and is a predicted model, not a curated record. Gene Ontology annotation, cellular component: endoplasmic reticulum membrane. The transcript has 2 exons.
GGCUGCUGAGCGACCGUCGCGACAUUCAACUCAUCACAUUCUCCAGUUCUUUGCCUCAAUUGCUCUGUUUGGCUGAGGACUGUUUGCUGGCCAAACCAAUGUCUGCAGCUUUCCGGUAGCAUACGCCUGUAUACGCCUGCCCUAGGGCUCUAAUCCACCAUGUCGAAGGAGAACCGCGCAUUCGAUACCCAAAGACUGGGGGCAGGUUAUGGCUUCGAAUCGCAUCCAAAACAAGCCGUUGAGCUACCACCGACAUGGGCACUCUUUGUCGGCCUAGGCUUUAUGUUGUUCGCUUUGGGAUUUUGGGUGUACAUAGCUCUCAAUCUCCUUGCGCCUACCCCUCGUCUUCCACGCCGCUCCGAGAAGCAGUACAUCACCAUAUUGCCCGACGGCUCGCGAAGCAAACCAAACGAACUGUCGUGUUGGCUGGACAAGUGGGCGGCGGAGAAGGAAGCUGCGAAGCAGCAGGCAGCGAAAGAGCCAGGAACCAAGGUUGUAGUACCACCCCAGAUGCCAAUUGAGCAGGCAGAUCUCUUCAUGAGCGUUGUUGUACCAGCAUAUAACGAGGAGGAGCGACUCGAAGGCAUGCUGGAAGAGGCUGUCGAGUUUCUAGAGAGCGAAUAUGGCGGGGCCCACGACGGAGAAAAUGGACAGUACAAGCAGAAGGGCUGGGAGAUUUUGAUUGUGAGCGAUGGGAGCACGGAUGGAACAGUCGACAAGGCGUUGGAGUUUGCAAAGGAGCACCAGUUGAGCCAGCAUCCGGCACCGAAACCUGGUCCCUGGUCAGAGAACGGAAAUGCGAAGGCACUCCACUCGACACACAUCCCACACGGCAGUAUCCGCGUUAUUACCCUUGAAGAGAAUCGGGGCAAAGGCGGUGCAGUAACUCACGGCAUGCGACAUGCGCGAGGCCAAUAUAUCGUCUUUGCCGACGCAGACGGCGCCAGUCGCUUCUCCGAUCUCGGGAAACUCGUUUCAGGCUGCAAAACCAUCGAAGAUAAAGACGGUCGCGGUGUCGCAAUCGGCAGCCGCGCCCACCUUGUCGGCAGCGAAGCCGUCGUCCAGCGCUCCGCCUUAAGAAACUUCCUGAUGCAUUCGUUCCAUAUCCUCCUACGCAUCAUGACUCCGCCUGCCACCGCCCGCAUAAAAGAUACCCAGUGCGGCUUUAAACUAUUUUCACGGCCUGCAUUGCCGUAUAUUGUGCCGUAUAUGCAUUCUGAGGGUUGGAUCUUUGAUGUCGAGAUGCUUAUGCUUGCUGAGAGUGCGGAUAUUGCCAUGAUUGAGGUUACCAUUGGGUGGAAGGAGGUCUUGGGGAGUAAGCUGAACGUUGUUUGGGAUAGUAUUGGAAUGGCGUGGGGCCUGGCGCUACUGAGAGCUUGUUGGAUGUGCGGGAUUUAUCGGAGGGACUGAACAAUGGCUUACUAUGAAAUCAAACGGUUCUUGUGGUCAAUCCAUCCAGUCUCAGUUUUGUCAUGAACCUGCUCGGCUAAUUACCUAUCCUGUAUGCAGCAAUCGAAAAAAACUAAUGUAUGAGGAGAACACGUGGAGCCGUACCCGAUACCUAACUCCUCUGUCAAUCUCUCAAUGCUUUCCAUGUCCGCUUUUCCGCACACUAUAGUUUGAGACAAGUCCG